AUGGCACCGCCGCCACAACCAAAGCAGCUGGUGCUCGCCGCGUCAUCUGCGGACGCGGGCGUGGCCGCCUGGGACCUCCGCACCGGCGCGGAGGACAUCCGCCUCUGCCCCUGCGCCUCCCGCCCUUGGUCGCUCGCCUCAGUCGCCGACCGCUUCCUCGCCGCCGCUCAGGCUCUUCCCGCUGGCGGCAACUCCGGGACCAUCCACUUCUACAACUGGGACCAGCCGCAAGUGGCCGUCAAGAGCUUUCCUGCUGAGCCGAUCCGCGCACUUAUCGCCGAUCAGGAGGGGAGCUACCUCAUCGGCGGUGGCAGCAAUGGCAAUAUGUUCCUUUGGGAGGUGUCUAGUGGAGAGCUGCUCCACACAUGGCAUGCGCACUAUCGUGCUGUUAGGUGCCUCGCGCUGUAUGACUAUUUGCUUGUCUCAGGGUCAGAGGAUGGGAGUAUCAAAGUUUGGGAUCUCAUCACGGUGCUUGAUGAGCAGUCAAGGCUGGAGGCCCAGACACCAUACAUGUAUAGUUUCAGUCAGCAUGCACUGCCUGUAACUGAUAUUGCUUGUUUUCUUGGAGCAAUUGCUAUAUCUUCUUCAGAGGAUCGAACCUGCAAAAUUUGGAGUUUAUCUGAGGGUAGGAUGCUAAGAAGCAUUUCAUUUCCUACUAGCAUUGGUUCUGUAGCACUAGACCCAAGAAGUCAUAUUUUCUAUGCUGGUGGUAGAGAUGGAAAGAUAUAUGUUACUGCUAUGGGUGUUGAUCUCAGUUUUCAUGGUAGUGAUGAGUCAUCUAUUCUGGGCGCAUUGGAUGACCACAGCAAGGCAGUAACAAGCUUAGCAUCAAGCACAGAUGGACUUCUACUUGUCUCUGGAUCUGAGGAUGGUCUCCGCAAGUUUACACAGUCAACUUUCAUGACUCAUGUUUGCUCAGCAAAUGGGGCGGGUGAACGGCGGGCAGUAGUUCUUCCUCGGCCUGAAAAUGAUGUUCCAAUUCCUGGAAAUAAAACCUCCAUUUUUAUGGAGCGCUACUUGGAUGAGCUUCAGAAGCAUGGUGGUUCUUCCAGGUUAUUUGAUUUUGGGCUGAAUGCUCAGAAUGGCACUCCAAACCAACAGGGAACAGAAUGGAGAGACAGAUACUUGGAGUUGCAGGAUCUCUUUGUACAUGAGGUCCUCCAUCAGAUGCCAUCCUCGAGGAACCCAUGA
Messenger RNA from Miscanthus lutarioriparius, 1191 nucleotides. The record is from the annotation of a GenBank genome assembly. NCBI's taxonomy places the organism in Eukaryota, Viridiplantae, Streptophyta, Magnoliopsida, Poales, Poaceae.